CCCGAGGCACGCGGCUGUCCUCUGUGAGACGAUUUGCACUGCAAAAAAGAGAGUUUUCAGCACAUCUGGUGCUGCGUCUUUCUCUUGGUGUUGUUGACGCCAUGGUGGAGUGUGCCGUCGAUGAGCUGGACGUCAUCGUUAUCGGUAGGCAAGCAUGUGUGUGACACGAUGGACAAGCGUCCACAAUCGAUGAUGGAGUGUUUUAUGUGUCUUGUCGUGCAGACGCGGGAGGUGGCUCACUCAAGGUGGGCUUCUCUGGUGAAGACCUGCCAAGAGUAAGGACCUUUCUGGCUCCUGGUCCCAUCCAUCACACAAGAGGCGUGUGUCUGUCAGACUGUCUUGUCGACAGCGAUGUCUGUCGUUACCGAAAUACCCGAAGACGAUGAAGGCAACGUAGACACAACCGGUAGACAGGACAAGCGCCCGCCUAUGCGCAUGUACUUGUCACUACCCCUCGGGGCUGAUGCUUGUACUGCCCAGCGCAGCCCAAGACUCUCACGUAUUUUGGCGACGAGGCCCUCCAGAACGCCAGCAAAGGCACACUGAAACUGCCGCUCAAGAGAGGGGUGCGUGCGACGGAAAAAGAGAACCACAUGCAUACGAUUGGAAUGCGUGGAUGGUUGGCCUCUGUCUGCUGUGUGCAGUUGCUACACGACAAGGACAGUUUGGAGGAUGUGUUGGAGCACGCGCUGAGAUCUUUGCUCAAGGUGGACUACGAGGAGCUGCCCAUACUGCUUAUCGACUCCCCACUCACACCACAACACCAGCGGGACUUCCUCGCUGAGAUGCUGUUUGAGAAAUUUAAAGUCCGCUCGUUGGCCAUGAUGAACUCGGCGGUGCUUUCGCUCUUCUCAACGGGACGCACCAGGUGGGCAGGCAGGUGGACUGGUCGAUACAAGUCCAUUGAUGUACAGCUGAUCCUGUCUAUCGAUGCAGGGGGAUGGUUGUUGAGAUGGGCCAUGGUGUCACACACGCUGUGCCUGUCUUCGAGGUAGGCUGGCUGCAAUAAACAUGGGUGUCCAUGGGACAAAGCGUCUGUCCUCUUCUUGCAAAAUAUUCAGGGAUUUGCCAUUCCGCACGCAACGUUUCGGAUGGACUAUGGGGGCCAGGACAUCACCGACGCUGUCCAAAAGGUGCGUGUUGAGGGGUUUGGCUUCAGUAUUGGUAUGUGUCUCGUUGCCUUUGCAAUAGAUCUUCAAGGAGCUCCCCUCACUGACGGCCUACCAGCAGUGAGCAGGGCUGGACCUUCACGUGUGUUGAGAAUAUCGUCACACUCACUCCUUGGCCGUGUGUGUGCAGGCAUGCUCAUCCGUGGGUGAUGCGGUCACUGAAGGAGUCGCUCUGCCAUGUCGCACCCCACUCACUCAAAGAACAGGUAGACCAGAGCGGCGCAGGUGUAUCUGUACAAAUGUGUGCUUGCAUUCAGCUGGCGUCUGAGGACCCUGCGAGUGACGAGGAGCGGUCGUUUGAGCUGCCCGACGGCACCAUCGUGCAGGUGGACCAGCAGCUCAGAUACGGGGCACCAGAGAUACUCUUCGCGUGAGUGAGACAAGUCAAACGAGCUUGUCGCUGCAAUGGCACGAUUGGUGUCUCUGUGUAUGUACAUAUCCGUCAGUGGGGGCGACAGAAGUCUCCCAAAGAUCACGCAGAUGGGCCUCAAUGCAUGGUCCGGCACACAUACACUCUCACGGAAGGCAUGACCAUCGUGUCUCUGCUGCCCUUGUGUAUGUCAGUGAUUUGGACUUCCGGUUGGACCUUGUCCGUAAUCUCGUGCUGGCGGGCGGGACAUCUAUGAUACCUGGUGGGCGACACACCUACACGGCUUACAUGGCCUACAUGGAUUUGGAGUCUCCCCCUGUAGGUUUGUCCGAGCGGAUACGCAACGAGAUGCAGAUGCUGGUGCCGCCAGACCUGCACAGACAAAUGGAGGUCAUUCUCGACUCACAGAGGAAAUACUCAGCCUGGAUCGGUAUGCGCAGAGACAGACGUGCGUGUGUGCAAGCACCUGUGCUUCCAUUGUGUCAGGUGGGUCCAUGUUCGCUUCCCUAUCCACCUUUGAGCACUUCCUCAUUACCAAGCAGGUAACUGAGAUGUAAUCUUGCAAUGCUAUCCAACAUGUGUCUGUCUGUGUGUUGUGUCAGGAUUACGAGGAGGGCAAGAGCAGCUUGUCUGGUGUGGUGGCCAGGAAAGCAUGGUGACUUGUCGUGGGGUGUCUUCUUCCAUCGAUGCACACACAACACAUCACGACACACCCCUCCCUCCCCUCCCGUCAACACAUGCAUGAUUCACACAGAUAUGUCACUUCACUUCCAUGGACAAAUGAAUACAUCCAUAUACCAUCAUCGCGACUUGGCCACGUGACCACACGCACAGUGUCUCCUUAGCUGACUAUGCACAC
Messenger RNA from Vitrella brassicaformis, 2398 nucleotides. Lineage: Eukaryota; Vitrellaceae. The record is from the annotation of a GenBank genome assembly.